Messenger RNA from Varanus komodoensis (Komodo dragon), 7362 nucleotides. It is a transcript of the gene BCL11A, whose product is annotated as BAF chromatin remodeling complex subunit BCL11A. Lineage: Eukaryota; Metazoa; Chordata; Lepidosauria; Squamata; Varanidae. Bases 271 to 2751 code for a protein of 826 amino acids. Gene Ontology annotation, molecular function: DNA-binding transcription factor activity; RNA polymerase II cis-regulatory region sequence-specific DNA binding. Gene Ontology annotation, biological process: regulation of transcription by RNA polymerase II; negative regulation of dendrite development. Gene Ontology annotation, cellular component: nucleus. The record is from RefSeq and is a predicted model, not a curated record. The transcript has 4 exons.
CCUCUCUUGCACAGAAAGGAAAAAAAAAGGAAAAAGCAAAAAAAGCAAAAAAAAGCAAAAAAGCAAAAGCAAAAGAAAAGCCAUGACUGCUUUCCCACAAUUCAUCUCCCCCGCGCCAUCUUUGUAUUAUUUCUAAUUUAUUUUGGAUGUCAAAAGACAUUGAUGAAGAUAUUUUCUCUGGAGUCUCCUGCCUAGCUCACCCGGCGCUUCCCGAUGUGAUCCGAGCGAAAGAGCUCCGUGCGCGCCCGCCCGAGCAGCCGACACACCACGAUGUCUCGCCGCAAGCAAGGGAAACCCCAGCACUUAAGCAAACGGGAAUUUUCACCCGAACCGAUUGAAGCCAUUCUCACGGAUGACGAGCCGGAUCAUGGUACGCUGGGAGCUCCAGAAGGGGACCACGACCUCCUCACAUGUGGCCAGUGUCAGAUGAACUUCCCUUUGGGGGACAUCCUUAUUUUUAUUGAGCACAAACGAAAGCAAUGCAACGGCACUCUUUGCCUAGAGAAAGGUGUGGAUAAGCCUCCUUCGCCCUUGCCGAGCGAGCUGCGAAAAGCAUCUAAUCCUGUGGAGGUUGGCAUCCAGGUCACGCCCGAAGAUGACGAUUGUUUGUCAACGUCAUCUAGAGGAAUUUGCCCCAAACAGGAACAUAUAGCAGGUUUGCACAGUGGGAGCCAGCACUGGGAACAAUCAUUUCUCCACACCCUGUUCUUCCCCAGUGAAUUCUCUUUGUUUGCCUUAACCAUGGGUAAAGAUGAACCCAGCAGCUACACGUGUACAACAUGUAAACAGCCAUUCAACAGCGCCUGGUUUCUCUUGCAACACGCACAGAACACGCAUGGAUUGAGGAUCUACUUAGAAAGUGAGCAUGGAAGUCCCCUGACACCACGGGUGGGGAUCCCAUCAGGACUAGGUGCAGAAUGCCCUUCUCAGCCGCCACUCCAUGGGAUUCACAUUGCAGACAAUAAUCCUUUCAAUCUCCUCAGAAUACCUGGGUCAGUCGCAAGAGAAGCUUCAGGGCUCGGAGAAGGGCGUUUUCCUCCCACGCCACCUUUGUUUAGUCCCCCUCCAAGGCAUCACUUGGAUCCGCAUCGCAUAGAACGCCUGGGUGCCGAAGAAAUGGCUCUUGCCACCCAUCACCCCAGUGCCUUCGACAGGGUGCUGCGCCUCAACCCCAUGGCCAUGGAGCCCCCAGCGAUGGAUUUCUCCAGGCGGCUUAGGGAGUUAGCUGGAAACACCUCUAGUCCGCCAUUGUCACCGAACCGGCCCAGUCCUAUGCAAAGGUUACUGCAACCAUUCCAGCCAGGCAGCAAGCCGCCUUUUCUGGCCACGCCUCCUCUUCCUCCUCUGCAGUCUGCCCCUCCCCCUUCCCAGCCUCCUGUCAAAUCCAAGUCCUGUGAAUUUUGUGGGAAAACCUUCAAGUUUCAGAGUAACUUAGUCGUCCACCGUCGGAGCCACACUGGAGAAAAACCAUACAAGUGCAACCUCUGUGACCACGCAUGCACGCAAGCAAGCAAGCUGAAGCGCCACAUGAAAACCCACAUGCACAAGUCCUCGCCCAUGACCGUGAAGUCGGAUGACGGCCUCUCCACAGCCAGUUCGCCAGAGCCUGGGACCAGCGAUCUUGUCGGCAGCGCCAGCAGCGCCCUCAAAUCCGUCGUGGCCAAGUUCAAAAGUGAGAACGACUCGAAUAUGAUUCCGGAAAAUGGGGACGAAGAGGAGGAGGAGGAGGAAGAAGAGGAGGAGGAGGAGGAGGAGGAAGAGGAGGAGGAUUUGACGGAAAACGAACGACCGGACUAUGGGUUUGGUAUUAAUCUCGAAGCAGCUCGCCACCACGAAAACAACUCCCGUUCCAUCGAGGAGAGUCGCUCUAUGCCGGAUGUCAUGCAGGGCAUGGUCCUGAGUUCCAUGCAGCACUUCAGCGAAGCCUUCCAUCAGGUCCUGGGAGAGAAACAUAAACGGGGGCAUUUGUCCGAAUCGGAGGUGCACAGAGACACUUGCGAUGAAGACUCAGUAGCUGGUGAAUCCGAUCGCAUCGAUGACGGCGCCAUUAACGGCCGGGGGUGUUCCCCUGGUGAAUCUGCCUCCGGAGGGUUGUCCAAAAAGCUACUCUUGGGUAGCCCUAGCUCCCUAAGCCCUUUCUCCAAACGCAUCAAACUUGAGAAGGAGUUCGACCUCCCCGCGACAGCUAUGCCUAACACUGAAAAUGUUUACUCCCAGUGGCUAGCUGGGUACGCUGCCUCUCGGCAGCUGAAAGAUCCAUUCCUCAACUUUGGAGACUCCCGACAAUCGCCUUUCGCUUCCUCCUCGGAACACUCCUCCGAAAACGGGAGUUUACGCUUCUCGACGCCUCCCGGGGAGAUGGAUGGAGGGAUAUCAGGCCGCAGCGGUACAGGAAGUGGAGGAAGCACCCCGCAUAUUAGUGGUCCGGGCCCUGGGAGGCCUAGCUCAAAAGAGGGCAGACGCAGCGACACUUGUGAGUACUGUGGGAAAGUCUUCAAGAACUGUAGUAACCUCACUGUCCACAGGAGAAGCCACACUGGGGAAAGGCCUUAUAAAUGCGAGCUGUGUAACUACGCCUGUGCCCAGAGUAGCAAACUCACCAGGCACAUGAAAACCCAUGGUCAGGUGGGGAAGGACGUUUACAAAUGCGAGAUUUGUAAGAUGCCUUUUAGCGUGUACAGUACCCUGGAAAAACACAUGAAAAAAUGGCACAGUGACCGAGUCUUGAAUAAUGACAUAAAAACUGAAUAGAGGUAUCUUGACAUGGUCCCCUGCUCUUCCUCCCUUUCCCCGACCUAAACCCACCUCCCCACUUAGAGAUUUUCUAGUCCCUUGUGAGUAAAAUAACGGAAGCUAAGGAAGAUAUUAAGAAAGUGCUUGUCACCAGCACACCUGUUUUCAUUUCCCUUUUUAUUUUAUUUUUAUCCCUUUCUUUUCUGUUUUCACCAUUUGAAUGCAUGAUCUGUAUUGGGGCAAUACUACGCAAACUUUGAGCCUUUCUCUUGUGCAAUAAUUUACAUGUCGUGUAUGUUUAUUAAUUUUUUUAAGAAAAUUAGACAGCAUGUAUGGUAUGUUAUGGCUGUUUUUUAGAAAAUUGUCCCCUGAUUCAUUGCUGAGCAAACAAACGGAAAGAUCACACAUGCACGCAUGCACGCACGCACACAAACGCACACACAAACACACACACACACAACCCCCACAUGCAGCAUUAUGCUGUUUCCAGUUCUGUUCCAGAAAAGAGAGAGAGAGAGAGAAAAGAAAAACAACACAACAAAAAAAUAUUUUUUUUAACAGAACCAACUAUGCUGCAUACAUUCUGUAUACUUAUCAUGUACAAUUUUGUUUUGAAACAUAGAGAGGAAAAUGUACCUAGAAUUAACCCUCUAUGGACAGACGGAUAACACUGGAAAAGAAAAAAAUCCAUUGUGUUACCUUGAUUUCUGUCUUUAAAAGGACUGAACGUAUCACUUGUUUUGGGGGGGUUGGGGGGAGGAAAAAUAGGCCUUUAAUUGAAAAAUAAGGACAUAAGUGGAAAGGUGAAUUUGUACUAUCAUUUGGUUUAAAAUAGAAAUCCGAGUGCCUUGAAUCUAUUUAAGCCAUGUUGGUGGCAACGCUACUUGUUCUAAACUUGUAGUUUGAUGUUCGCACUGGGCAGUGUAAAUGAGCCCUUUAGGAUCUAGCCCAUAACUCUAUAUUGUACUUCUCACAACAGUGGCUACCUAGAUGCAAAAAAAGAGAAAAAAGGAGAGAGAGAGAGAUAAAAAUAAAAAAAUAAAAAUUAACGAAGAAAACCCAACCAGUCCUGGUGAAUAAAUAAGCCUUCGAUGCCGGCCCCCUCCCUCUGUUUAGACCAACCACCAUCACCCUUCCCACAACUGAUCUAUCUUUCAACGUCAUUCUGCUCCGGAAGAGAGUGGAAAACAGUCGCCACGAUCGGAGCGGAUGCUUCCCUGCCAUCCCAUUGCUAGUACCCGGCCUCCACCAACUCCUGACCCACUCAGUUUAAAAUGAAGAUUAUUAUUUUGCUGAUUAAGAAAAAGAAGAAGAAUGUGAAAUUGUGAAAGGCCUUGGAAAACGAUUAAAUACACUAGGAAGAAAAUUCAUGUCCUGGAGAUUUCACAAGCAUUUUUUAGCGAUUCUGGCGCACAAACGAAAAUAAAGGCUAAAAAGACAAGAAAUGAAAAUAGUUAAGUCCAGGUGCAGUUGGUUGUCAUUGUGACAAUCAGCUUAGAAAUGUGCAACCUUGUACAUCCGGAUCUGCUUAUCUCUCUAUAUUGGGAAAGAUGUAUAAACAAUCCGGCAAUAAUAGAAACAUGUCCCCCCAAAAAAGCAAAAGAAAAAACCAACCGACUGUAGCGAUUGGUUAAAACAACGUGGUACUGUUUGCCAUUUUAAAUGAAAAACAGAGUAUAAGCUAAUAUUAAUAUGAUUAUUACCUAUGAGCUAUUCAGAUUUGCCUUCAAGUGUGACAUUCUGGAAAAAAGAAGAGAGAGGAAAAUAAUUUAAAAAGAGUCACAGCUUAUGCUUGUGCUCCCUAAAAGUUGCUCUUCGUUUGUUUCUUUUAAUCAUAUGCUAUGUGCUAGUUGACAUGGAAAAAGGAUUCAUUGUUUUUAUGAUUAAGCUAGCAUCUGACUCCGCCUGUCGUGUCAGUAUCUUUUCCUUUAAUCAGAGGUACACAGGUUGAGUAUAAAAAACUUUUAAGACUGCUCAGAUAGGACAAUUUAAAUGCACUGUACAAUUUUCCCAGUUUACAGGUCUAUACUUUUAAGGGAAAAAUUGCAAGAUUAAUGAAAACUUUUGUUUAAAAAAUUUGAGCAUGAUCUCACGAUGAGCAUAGAAAAAACUCUGCCAGCUUGCUCUUUGACUUGACUAAUGACUGGGACGCAACAUUAUGGCGCUGUGAAGGGGAUCAGGCCCUGCAGUUAUAUUAAAAAUAAUGAAUGAUGCUCUUGCUGCAACAGUGCAAGGAUGUUUUCUUCUUUUUUUGUACAAAACUUUUAAAAAUAUAAAUGUUAAGAUUUUUUUUUAAACACGUCAUUAUGUUUAGGGGAGAAAAGUGUAUCUUAGGAUUCAUUGUCCUGGUGGUGUGCAAGACCUGUUCUUCAUUGAAAACCAGUAGUUGAAAACUCUUUGCCUUGGUUAUAUCACAACUCUUCAGGUUGUAAAAUAAAUGCAUUGGGGAAAGGUUUAAGAAUAUAUAGUACUGAAAUAUAGGAAAAUGCACACUCCUGUUGGUUCCUAUGCUAAGAAAAAGAAAAAACAAGCAGACAAAAAAGAAGAAAAACACAUUUAUGGUCUCUUUUUUCUGUAAUUUCUAGAAUGGUAUUUGAAUUUAAUGUUCACCUAGAGUAGGGCACUAUAGUAUUUAUAAUGAAGCUUGUAUUUUUAACUGUUGCUUGUUUCUCUUUAAAAAAAAGGUAUCAAAGUACCUUUUUUGGUAGUGGAAAAACACACACAGACACAUAGACAGACAGACAGACACACAAACAGGCUGCCACAGUAUAUUUUUUUUAAUUUGGCAGGAUAAUCUAGUGCAAAAUAUUUGUAUGUUUCAAAAAAAAGAUGACAAGAAAAGUGUGACAUUGUACUGAUAAAGAGGCCAUAUAAUGGGCUGUUUUUGGGGUGGGUGGGUGAAUAAAAACAGAUCUGUUUGAAUGUCACACUAAAUGAGCGUCGCAGAUGGUUGUACAUAUCAAAGUUCUUUUGGGGGUUUCUUUGUUUUCUGCUGCCAUAUUGUAUGCAGUAAUGCAAGGUGGUGAUGUUGGUUUGUUCUGUAGUGUGCUCUUUGGUCCCUUUUCUUCUUCUCUUACCCCUUUACAUUCCAGCAUCUUAAACUUCAUAUGCAGUAAAAGAAAAAGGAAAAAAAAGAACGAAAGGAGAAAAACAAGUUUGCAGGUUUUUUUUCCAUUGCCAAAAAGAAAAAAAAAAUAAAAUGGUGCUUUAUAUAUUUAGAUCGGAAAGGAUUUCGUAUGCAAAGCAUAUUAAAAAGAGAGAGCCCCGCUGGAGACGAUACCUUUUUUGUAUAUGGCAAUGCAAAAUAUUUUGUUAUUAUCGGCCUUUUCUAUUCCUGUAAUGAAAGCUGUUUGUCGUAACUUGAAAUUUUAUCUUUUACUAUGGAAUUCACUAUUUAUUAUUCCUUCACACUCUGUUCAGAACAGAGGCGUCGGAUCUGAUCUUUGUUUUUUUGUUUUUAUUUUUUUUUAAUUAUUUAGAUGACCAAAGGUCAUUGGCAACCUGGCUUUUUAUUGUAUUUUUUUCUAGUCUUUGUUAAGUUCUAUUGGGAAAACCACUGUCUGUGUUUUUUUGGGGUCUUUUUUUAAUUGGGCAGUUGUCUGCAUUACCCUGUUCAUUCACCCAUUUUGUCCCUUAAUUGAAAAAAUAAAAAUAAAAAAAAUAUUGCUUAAAGUACAUACCAUAAGCUUUGCGUGUCCUCAUUUGACACACUCUGUAAAUUUCCCUCUUCCAGAGAAACAGCUUUUAAGAGAAGGCCAGUGUGUUUUCUUCUUGGGGGCAUUUUGAUGUAUGUAUUAGUAUCCUAAAGGGGCAGAUAGUUUCCUAUUUAUAUCACAAUAAAAUGUUUUGCCCCUGGGGAAAAAGCGUCUUUGGUCUUACAUUGAGAACAAGGAUUUUUUUUUAAGGAGGGAAUCUUUCUUUUCCAUCUGGAUGUAUUGCCCCCACCCACUAACUUGCCUGUCGCUCGGUUCCCUUUUUUCUGAGGAAUGCAUUUAGCUAAAAACUAAAAAGGGGACGGAUUGGUGACAGCAUCAAAGUCAUUCAUCUGUUUGUGAAAGGGACUUUCACCCACCUCUCCCCUUCCCCUUCCUGUUUUGCACCAUUGCGUACAAUCACAAACAAGCUCAGAUGUGAACAAUAUGCAAUCCACUCUCCGUGUGGCAACAGCCCACCCCCUCGCCAUUCCUUGCCAACCUUAAAAAAAAACGAAACAAAACCCGUACACGAUAAGUGAAUUGGAAAUGCCGGAUCCCUGCUAUGCCACAUGCUGUUGUAGCAAAAGCGGAACCCGCUGAUGGAUGCGCCUGUGUGCAUGUUGAAGCACAUACUGGUGCAUACAUCGCGCAUCCCCAAGAUCAGGCCCAGCCACUUGGGAAACCUCUUUGACGCAUUUUGUCCGGGACGGGACAGGAGCUGCUGCUCUUUUUUAUAUAUUCUGUACAAUGGAUAGGUUUUAUCAAAACGUUGUGUAUACAUUGUCUUUAAAUAUCUGGACUCUGGUUCUGAUUACAUAUAUAUAAAAUAUAUAUAUAUUUUUCCUCCUGAGAGGUCCUGUAUAUGUUGUCAAGUUUUGCGAAUACUGCAUGUUGCAGCAUCUCUUUGCUUUAUUAAAAACACAUACCUCUGUGA